AUGCUUGACAGAGAACAUAUUGUUCCCACACCUAUAGUGGAGAAUCAUCAGCCUCUAGACACCCUAAUAAAAAGCCUUGCAGAGUCUGAAGGAGAGAAACUGUCCCAAGGGCUGGACAGCGUCCUGAGUGUAUCUCGACAGUUUACUACAGAGCAAAUGUCCAGAAUAGACAAGGUUGUUGCAGAUCUCUACAACGGUCAGAGGGAAGAGUGGUUUUAUCAGAAGAUAUUUGAGCUGGCUCUGAAGAUGUAUGGUUUUGAUAAUGACUGGAGGAACAGACUUCGGACAUGCAAGCUCCACGAGAAGCAUAGAUUUAGAAUACAUAGCAACAUUCAUGAGUUCUCAUAUACAGGUGGUAUAAACGAAAUACCUAGGAUAUGCAGAAUGUUUAUGGAAAGAAGAAAGAUUGUUUACGAUAGAGUAAAUGUCCUUGGAUAUUGUGUACUUGAGAUUUCAGGGAUGAAUGGAGAGGCUGGAUACGAGGGAGAAGACGACAUUUUCUAUCUUAUAGAGUAUGUCUACAGAAGGGAUUUUAAGACACUCCUUAGAUGGGCCAAGAAUGUGAGGGUGAUGAACGACUGGUCGUUGUUGUAUAUGUCAAACUACCCCGACUUCUUAUACACAGAACUGAAGUAUCAGAACAAUCCGAUGAUAAUCAAGGAGAUAAUAGUCCAACAGAAGUCUCAUAAGCUUUAUGAUUUUCUUUUCAUAAAGCUAUCCAUGCUAUUUCCAAGAGAAGAGAUGAUCAGCAUUCUGACAAGGAGCUACAAGGAGCCUGAGAUAGAAUACACGGUUCGAAUAUUCCACAAACUGUUUGAGGAUAGCGAGGAGGGGGGAGAAAAGAUCCUCAAGAAGUUCAUCAAGAACACAGGAACCAAAGAGCUCAGCGAGAUGUUCUUUGAGAAGUGUUCACAAAUCGACGGAGAUUAUGCAGAGGCACUUUAUAUCUGCAUAGAUAAGGUACGUCUUAUUAAAGAUGAUUGCCUUGAAAGACUUAUGAACUCCCAUUACUGGCCGUAUGUCACACAUAGAUAUGAGGACUUUUCUGUCCUCACGAAGCUUCUGAUUGCAAGAGGCCUCUCGCCCCGAAAGGAGUAUGACUUCCUGAGAAGCGAAAUGGAUGCCACCUUGGAGAAUCUCAGAAAGAUUUUAUUUAUGGCACGAGAAGUGCCUUCGAGACGAGAGGAUGUAAGGAAUACUGUGGUUGAGAUGAUCAAGAGGAUGUUCAAGAAAAGAAUGGUGUGUGAAAGAUGCAAGGAGAAGAGGACGGAGAAGAGUUUAAAUCUAUGUCCUACCAGGUCUCUUAUCAAGAAGGAGCCAGGGAUGGAAGAAGACAAGGGACUUGUGAUUAUGUAUGAGAUACUGGAGACACUCCGAGGGCUAGAUAUUCCAAAGAGGAUCCUGUAUAUGCUUUCGUUGAUGAACUCUAGUUUGUUCUGCAAAACGGUGAUCAAUGACACAAGAUAUGACUGCUUCUUCAUCAAGUGUAUGAACAUUAUUUUGAGAGACCUUGAGGGAAGAUUUCGGCAGAUGAUUAAUGAUAUAAUAGGGAUGAGGAUAUUUGAUUCUGAUGGAUAUUGGGAACUGAGUGUCAGGAAAUGCUUGAAGCUACGGAACCUAUGGAAAGCGGUGAUUACCUAUGGAGUCUUAGAAGAGAGAACACUUGGAUGUAGAGUACACAAGAGGAAUGGACUCUAUUCUCUAAAAAACAUUGUAAUACACUCUGAUCCGAGUUUCCUGGUUGAAAAUGAAUGUUCCUCCGAGUCCAUUGAAAAGAGUGGGUGGUGUUUUCUGGAGGACAAGAGGAAUCUACGAUAUAUGAAAAUACUUGAUGAUAAAACCAGAUUAAGAUAUCUCAUCAAAGAGCUAGAAGGAAGAAAAGAUCCUGAGAGGGUAAGAGCAGUGACCAGGCUGUUGAUGGAAUCAUGUAGUGUUGCAGACGGGAUGGUUUUCAAGGAUUCAUGGAUUUUAUUUGAGGCACCAUCCAAGGCUUUUACUCUGUAUCUUUCCUUUGGCCAGUAUGAGGAGAUAGGAGAGCAGAUCUUUGUCCAGCUAGAGGGGAAAGAGGAGGUGCUAAAGAUAGGCAGGAUUAAUGGUAAAUUAUUUAUGAAGAAGAUGAACAGGGGAAGCACUUCGGAUAUUCUCCUAGGUGAAGACAGCAAGCCGAAGAUGGAUGAGGUUUUCUGGUCUUCAUACAAAUCCUCGAAGUUUUCAUUUUGCUUGAACGGGAGGAUGUACAGCUCUAGAAUUGGAAGUGUGGAGAAAGUAAUAAUAGGUGUUGGGUUUAGAGGAGUAGUUGAAAAGAUAUUUCUCUGUGAAUCCAAUCUCUCCAAAAAGUAUGUACUUGGAAACACUCGCCAAUCCCUUCUAUAUGUCUGUGAGCUGUCCAAGAUAGAGAAGUUUCUAGAGUAUAAGAACUUAUGUGGGGUUUAUAUGGAUAGCACUAUCCCAUACUUCAUGGGUAGAAAGCUCGAUGUCAAGGUAAGCAAUGUGAUAGAUAACAGAAAUGUUUAUUGGAUGUACAAUAGAAAAGUCAAGAGUUUAUUGAAGAGUGGGGAUGUUCGGAUACCUGGAUAUGAAGGCAUGAUGAGUAAGGCUCAGGACCUCCUUUUUGAGAGAACCUGA
Molecule: messenger RNA, 2625 nt
Organism: Encephalitozoon romaleae SJ-2008
Lineage: Eukaryota; Fungi; Microsporidia; Unikaryonidae
Exons: 1
Coding region: 1-2625 (874 amino acids)
Source: RefSeq, a predicted model, not a curated record